This is a messenger RNA of Saimiri boliviensis boliviensis (Bolivian squirrel monkey), 741 nucleotides long. Lineage: Eukaryota; Metazoa; Chordata; Mammalia; Primates; Cebidae. The record is from RefSeq and is a predicted model, not a curated record.
AUGUGGACCCUGAGGCCCGGCGAGGUGCGAGGACCUCCCCCGGCCCAGGGCCUGAACCAAAACCCUCCGAGGAGACAGCGGCAGGAGCGCACGGUCUACACUCGCAGCCAGCAGGAAGAGCUGGAAGCUUGCUUUCGGGAAAAGCAGUACCUGAGCUUUGACGAGCGACAGGAGCUGGCGCAGAAACUCAACCUCAGGGAGCACCAGCUGCAGGUGUGGUUCAAGAAUCGACGCGCCAAACUAGCCCGGGAGCAGCUCAAGAAGCAUCCCCAGAGCGGCCCACGGCGGAGAGGCCGAGGCCGCGGAGCCCGGGCUGCACCCCCAGUCCCUGCAGCAGCUGCCUCCGCCCCUGGGGGGCCUCAGUUCCCGCAGGGCUGGGGUUCCUGGAUGUCCCCUCAGCCGGGCCCCUCGGGAAUCCUCCCAGCAGCAAAACCCACGACCUACAGCCUCCACCAGGCCUGGGGGGGUCCUGAGGGCGGUGCACACGGUGGCUUCCUGGCUGCCCUGGGUCCAGGCCCCGGCCCGACCCCAGCCCCAUUCCCUGGCCCAGCCCAGGUGCCAGGCCCGCACGUCUCUACACGAACUCACCAGUGGGGCAGCCCCACUGUGGCCACCUCCAACCCGGUCCUUGUCCUUAUUUCUCAGGAGAUUCACAGCUCGCAGGUCAGCCCACCUCAGGACCACGAGCAGAGGCUCCCCGAUGAGGCCACGGGAGAAGUGUUCUGGGUGAUGAGCAAUUAA